This is a messenger RNA of Colletotrichum abscissum, 753 nucleotides long. RefSeq names its product ribosomal protein L10. Gene Ontology annotation, cellular component: nucleolus; preribosome, large subunit precursor. Gene Ontology annotation, biological process: nuclear-transcribed mRNA catabolic process; ribosomal large subunit assembly; ribosomal large subunit biogenesis. Gene Ontology annotation, molecular function: RNA binding. The transcript is spliced from 3 exons. The coding region runs from base 1 to 753 and encodes 250 amino acids. Lineage: Eukaryota; Fungi; Ascomycota; Sordariomycetes; Glomerellales; Glomerellaceae. The record is from RefSeq and is a predicted model, not a curated record.
AUGCCCAAGUCAAAGCGCAACAGAGUGGUCAACCUGACCCAGGUGAACAAGAAGACGCGCGAACAAAAGGACAAGCUCUUUUCCAACAUUCGCGAGUCGGUGCCGCAGUACCAGCACUGCUUCGUCUUUGGCGUCAACAACAUGCGCAACAACUACCUCAAGGAGGUCCGCCACGAGCUCAACGACUGCAGACUCUUCUUCGGCAAGACGAAACUCAUGGCCAAGGCCCUAGGCCAAGACCCCUCCUCCGCCGUCGCAGACGGCAUCGAGCGCCUCACCCCCUUCCUCGCCGGCACCGUCGGCCUCAUCUUCACCAACCGCGACCCGGCCUCCAUCCUCGAGUACUUUGACGGCGUCUCCCCCGUCGACUUCGCGCGCGCGGGAACCGUCGCCACCCGCGACUUCGUCAUCCCCGCCGGCGUGGUCUACGCCACGGGCGGUGAGGUGCCCGCCGAGCACGACGUGCCCAUGGAGCACAGCAUCGAGCCCGAGCUCCGACGCCUGGGUAUGCCCACGCGCAUGGUCAAGGGCCGCGUCUGCCUCGGCGGCGACGACUCUGGCGAGGGCGAGGGAUACACCGUCUGCAAGGAGGGCGAUGUGCUCGACAGUCGGCAGACGAGGCUGUUGAAGCUGUUUGGGAUCUGCUUGAGCGAGUUCAAGGUCAAGGUUCUUGCAUACUGGAGCUCUGCUUCAGGCGAGGUAACCGAAGUGAACCCCAACGCCAUGGACGGCGUCGAGGUCGAGAGCGACUAA